UGGGGGCCGGCAGGGGCUGGGGCGUCCGCCCGCGCGCCCCCUCCCCAAAGUCCCACCUCCCGGCCGCGGCGGGUAAAGUCUCUCCGAAAGCGUGAAGGGGGAUUGGAGGAGGUUUUAUUUCCCUUUGUGCCGGCGGCUGGGGUGGGAUCGAGGCGGCCGGGCCGGGGGCCGCGGGACCCGGGCUCCCCCCGGAGCGGAGACGAGCGCAACAAAGGAUGCGCCGCGCGGAGGUCACCGUCCCCGUGGCCCAACUUUGCGCGCGGCGCCCGCGCCCCGGGGGAGCCCGCCCGCUGCGCUGAGCACCCAGGCGUCCGGGCUGAGCCGGGGCUGGGGGCGCCCGCGGGCGGCGCUGGCCCCGACCCCAGACCCCAGAAGGGAAUCCCGGAGCUUCCCGGAGGCGGCGGGCGGCCGAGCGGCGCACGGGAACCGCGCUUCCCGCGGAAACUCCGCGCGCUUCCGCGGAUGCCCCUCGCCCUGGCCCGGCCAUCCGGCGCUCGGCGUUCAGGGCCCUGCGGGGCGCCCCCUUUCCGCGCCGUCCUUGCCGAGCCGGGCUAAGGUGGACUUUUGCUCUCCUUCCUCCUCUUCCUCCUCCUCCCCCCCCACCCGUCUCCUCCCCCAUCCUCCCCGGGAACUCUUCGGAGAAAGGGGGCAUGUGGGUCCCCCUCUGACGGUGGCCAGGUUUGGCGUGACACACGCACAAAUGGCCAAGUGGCUACGCGACUACCUGAGCUUCGGCGGUCGGAGGCCCCCUCCGCAGCCGCCCACCCCCGACUACACGGAGAGCGACAUCCUGAGGGCCUACCGGGAACAGAAGAAUCUGGACUUCGAGGACCCCUAUGAGGACUCGGAGAGCCGCCUGGAGUCGGACCCCGCCGGCGCCGGGGACUCGAAGGGCCUCGGAGACGCCAAGUACGACUCUCCCAAGCACCGGCUCAUCAAGGUGGAAGCUGCAGACAUGGCCAGAGCCAAGGUCUUGCUGGGCAGCCCUGGGGAAGAGUCGGAACUCGACACCGAGUACUCAGACCCCUUCGAUGCCCAGCCUCAUCCGCCACCUUCAGAUGACGGCUACAUGGAGCCCUACGAUGCCCAGAGGGCCGUGAGCGAACUGCCAUGCAAGGGGGUGCAGCUGUAUGACACCCCCUAUGAGGAGCAGGACCGAGAGCCAGGAGAUGGGCCCCCUUCUGGAAGGAGACCUCGCCAGAGCCGGCUGCCUCAGGAGGAUGAGCGGCCAGCGGAUGAGUAUGACCAGCCCUGGGAGUGGAAGAAAGACCACAUCUCCAAGGCGUUUGCAGUGCAGUUUGACGGCCCGGAGUGGGAAAGGACCCCAGGCUCGGCCAAAGAGCUCCGGAAACCCGCAUCCAGAAGCCCCCAGCCCGCAGAGCGCGUGGACCCGGCCCUGCCCCUGGAGAAACAGCCGUGGUUCCACGGCCCACUGAGCCGGGCCGAUGCUGAGAGCCUCCUGUCGCUCUGCAAGGAAGGCAGCUACCUCGUGCGGCUCAGCGAGACCAGUCCCCAAGACUGCUCCCUGUCCCUCAGGGGCAGCCAGGGCUUCCUGCACCUGAAGUUCGCCCGGACCCGAGAGAACCAGUUCGUGCUGGGUCAGCACAGCGGCCCCUUCACCAGCGUCCCGGAGCUGGUCCUGCAUUACAGCUCCCGGCCGCUGCCCGUGCAGGGCGCUGAGCACCUGGCCCUACUGUACCCGGUGGUCGUGCAGACGCCCUGAGCCCAGGAGCUUCAGCCCCUGCCCUGCACCGCGAGGGCCCAGAGUCGCUGCUGGAGGGAAGCCGGAGGGAGACGCUCGCUGCCCCUCCAAGCCCUGGGCCUUCAUCGGGGCCGCUUCUUGGCCCUCUCCCGGGUUCUAGUGUACAGAACUGCGUCUCCCAGCCUUCCUCUGGCCUGGAAAAUAAAUAAGUUAUUGUGCGUU
This is a messenger RNA of Panthera uncia (snow leopard), 1924 nucleotides long. RefSeq names its product Src homology 2 domain containing transforming protein D (gene SHD). Gene Ontology annotation, molecular function: phosphotyrosine residue binding. Bases 701 to 1723 code for a protein of 340 amino acids. The transcript is spliced from 6 exons. The record is from RefSeq and is a predicted model, not a curated record. NCBI's taxonomy places the organism in Eukaryota, Metazoa, Chordata, Mammalia, Carnivora, Felidae.